AUGCUAUUCCCACUCACCUCGGGUCGCCUCGCCUCCCCGUUACACCUUCGUUUCUCCCCAUUCCCUCCUCCCAUCUGCACGUCUGCCCUCAAGUUGUGCGCUAAAACAUCAACUCACCCUCACAAACACGCAUACACACAAGAACAGGCACACAACAGACAUACAUGCUUUAGUGAACAAAACACACGCUCAGUCGCGACACUUUGGCAGGACCAAUAUCUUUGGACGGGAGAGGUGACGCCAAAAAAUCAUCAAUUUCCAACAUUUGGUCAAAGAAGUCCUGGCCGGAGCUACUCAUUUACACAAAUGUGUGAUUCGAGUGGGUGGCAGAGGGGAGGUGUGCAUGAGCCGGAGGACCGAGGCCCACACAACCUGCUGUCUCAGAUGGGACAGUUGCCGGGCGGUCGGCUCCAAAAUUUUGCCCAACUUGCUGGGAACCUGAAGGCAAUUUAG
Molecule: messenger RNA, 453 nt
Organism: Protopolystoma xenopodis
Lineage: Eukaryota; Metazoa; Platyhelminthes; Monogenea; Polystomatidea; Polystomatidae
Source: the annotation of a GenBank genome assembly